Molecule: messenger RNA, 292 nt
Organism: Trichosurus vulpecula (common brushtail)
Lineage: Eukaryota; Metazoa; Chordata; Mammalia; Diprotodontia; Phalangeridae
Product: ATP synthase subunit epsilon, mitochondrial-like
Exons: 1
Coding region: 1-189 (62 amino acids)
Biological process (GO): proton motive force-driven mitochondrial ATP synthesis
Cellular component (GO): mitochondrial inner membrane
Molecular function (GO): proton-transporting ATP synthase activity, rotational mechanism
Source: RefSeq, a predicted model, not a curated record
AUGGUGGUGUAUUGGAGACAGGCUGGACUCAGCUAUAUCCGAUAUUCCCAGAUCUGUGCAAAAGUGGUAAGAGAUGCACUGAAGACUGAAUUCAAAGCAAAUGCUGAAAAAGCUUCUGGCAGCAGUGUAAAAAUAGUGAAAGUUAAAAAGGAGUGGUAUAACCUGACAAAUGCUACAUUUUCAAGGUGAAGCUUUUCAGUUAUGUAUUAUGGCAGAUUGGAAACUGAAUCACUUCAUGUUUUGCUUUUGAGAGGAAAACACCUGUCUGUGUAGAUUGAUAUGCCAAUAAACU